Fusarium falciforme is the source of this 774-nucleotide messenger RNA. RefSeq lists its product as hypothetical. The record is from RefSeq and is a predicted model, not a curated record. The coding region runs from base 1 to 774 and encodes 257 amino acids. Gene Ontology annotation, cellular component: mitochondrion. Gene Ontology annotation, molecular function: superoxide dismutase activity; metal ion binding. Lineage: Eukaryota; Fungi; Ascomycota; Sordariomycetes; Hypocreales; Nectriaceae. Gene Ontology annotation, biological process: superoxide metabolic process. The transcript has 3 exons.
AUGUUCCUCCAUAUCCUCCAGCUCCCUCUUCUACCCCUCUUCUUUGCCUCAGCUUCUUCUUCGUCUUUACCUUUUCUCUCUCUCUCCUGUCUUGAACAAUACUCUCUGACUGAGAAUACCUGCUCUCUGCCCGUCAUGUCUGUUGGAACCUACUCUCUCCCGGCGCUGCCGUACGCCUACGAUGCCCUUGAGCCUAGCAUCUCGGCCCAGAUCAUGGAGCUCCACCACAGCAAGCACCACCAGGCAUACGUCAACAACCUCAAUGCCGCCCUCAAGACAUACGCCUCGGCCACAUCGUCCAACGAUAUUGCCGGCCAGAUCGCCCUCCAGUCAGCUAUCAAGUUCAACGGAGGCGGCCACAUCAACCACUCUCUCUUCUGGGAGAACCUGAGCCCCUCCAGCUCCCCAGACUCCAAGCCCGACAGCGCCCCUACCCUUGUCGCCGAGAUCUCCAAGACCUGGGGCAGCCUCGAGGCUUUCCAGGAGACCUUCAAGAAGACUCUGCUGGGUCUGCAGGGAAGUGGCUGGGGAUGGUUGGUCAAGGACACCCAGGGCCUGCGCAUCGUCACCACAAAGGACCAGGAUCCCGUCGUCGGGGGUGAGGUGCCCAUCUUUGGCGUUGACAUGUGGGAGCAUGCCUACUACCUGCAGUACCUCAACGGCAAGGCUGCCUACGUCGACAACAUCUGGAACGUCAUUAACUGGAAGACAUCUGAGGCGCGGUUUGCCGGUACCCGGGAGGAUGCUUUCAAGGUUCUGCGGGCUUCCAUUUGA